Molecule: messenger RNA, 438 nt
Organism: Pipistrellus nathusii (Nathusius's pipistrelle)
Lineage: Eukaryota; Metazoa; Chordata; Mammalia; Chiroptera; Vespertilionidae
Source: the annotation of a GenBank genome assembly
AUGUCGAUUCCAUUCUCCAACACCCACUACCGAAUUCCACAAGGAUUUGGGAAUCUUCUUGAAGGGCUGACACGUGAGAUUCUGAGGCAGCAACCGGAAAAUAUACCAUCUUUUGCAGCAGCAUAUUUUGAGAGUCUUCUAGAGCAGAGAGAGAAAACCAACUUCGAUCCAGCAGAAUGGGGAAGUAAGGUGGACGACCGCUUCUAUAACAACCAUGCAUUCAAGGAGCAAGAACCAGCUGAGAAAGAAAAGACUCAGGCAGCUGAGAAAGUGGAGACACCAAGCACACCCUUAGAAUCUUCUGAUGAUGAUAAGGAUAAAGAGGAGCUGGCUGCCGUCAAAAUUCAAGCCGUGUUCCGGGGACACUUGGCCAGAGAGGAGGUGAAGAAAAUGAAACAAGACGAUGAGCCUGAAGAGCAAACACAGGAAGACAACUGA